Messenger RNA from Paramecium sonneborni, 720 nucleotides. The record is from the annotation of a GenBank genome assembly. NCBI's taxonomy places the organism in Eukaryota, Ciliophora, Oligohymenophorea, Peniculida, Parameciidae.
AUGGUAGCUAUCUCAUAAAUUACAGUUUAUGUCUUUUUCCUAUUAGGUUAAACUGAAUUUGAAUUCAAAAAGGAUCUCUUGUUAAGUCUUAUCAUUUUUUUAUUUAUACUAUGUGCUAUUGAUCCAAGAUAUUUUAAUCAAGGAAGGAUUAAAGCCCUUUAUCUUACAAUUCUUUUUAUUUUAUCUGAUAUUACUGUCAUAUUUUAACUUAAUUAUUUCUAUAAUUUUAUUUAAUUUACUCUUUUAUUUAUGCUUAUCUAAUUUACUGAUGUUAAGUAUAAUGUACUAAUAUCAAAAAUCAUUUAUAAUGCAUUUAACCCAAUUAAAAUUAAUCAUUAAAUAUUCAAAGGUAAUUAAUAAAUUAAUAUGAAUUCAAUGAUCAUACUCACCUAAGAAUUUGAUAUUGGACCUUCAUUAUUUUCUGUAUUUAUAGGUAACUUUGGAUGCCAUAUAAUUGGAAUUGCUUCUUUGUUUUUUAAUAAGAUUAAUUAAGAUAGACAUUAAAUUAUUGGGGCCCUUAUUAUUUCUUCAAUUUCGAAUUUACUAUUAGAUUCAUUGUAAAUUCUAAAUUAUAAUUAAUCAAUUAAUAACACAAAUGAAAUGAUUGAAUAAUAAAUAGGAUUGUUAAAUAGUUUACCAUUAAAAUUACUAGAAUUGAUUUUAUAUAACUUUGGUUAUAUAUUGUUAGUCAAAGAAAUAAAGUAAAAAAGAGAGAAUUGA